Molecule: messenger RNA, 1077 nt
Organism: Protopolystoma xenopodis
Lineage: Eukaryota; Metazoa; Platyhelminthes; Monogenea; Polystomatidea; Polystomatidae
Source: the annotation of a GenBank genome assembly
AUGGACAGUAUCAACAUCGAAGUACUCUCUGUUGUGGCCCAGCAAAUCCUUUCAAUCCUAUCUUCCCUUGAUAGUCUGGCUUAUAACUCGACUGGCAAUGAGCGUAGCAGAUUCAUGUUUGAGGGUCGGAUGAUCCAACUGGUCUGGUCCUGCGGAAUCUUCAUCACUAUGAAUCCGGGGUAUGCUGGAAGAACAGAGCUACCAGACAACCUGAAAUCGAUGUUCCGGCCAAUCUCUAUGGUGGUGCCAGACUCGACGAUGAUAGCUGAGAUCACUUUGUUUGCCGAAGGCUUUAGUGGAAAUAAAACACUUGCAAAGAAGGUGUUUACUUUGUACAGUCUAUCCGUACAGCAGUUGAGCAAGCAGGAUCACUACGAUUUCGGCUUGCGAGCACUAGUGUCCGUCCUGCGUUACGCCGGCUGCAAAAAACGAGCUAAUCCAAACAUGCCAGAUGAAGAAAUCCUUCUUCUCUCAAUGAAUGACAUGAAUUUGGCCAAACUAGCCGCUGUGGAUCUGCCUCUUUUCAAGGGGAUCAUGGCCGACUUGUUUCCAGGCCUUGAAGUACCACAGAUAGAUUACACUAUGAUGAAGCAGGUGGUGGAGGAAUGCUGCAAAGAUUGUAAUCUUCAGCCAGCCAAUUUCACAGUAACCAAAGUUAUUCAGCUAUACGAGACGAAGAGCUCGCGCCACUCGGUAAUGAUUGUCGGCCAGACAUUGUCAGGCAAAUCUACUACUUGGCGCCUCUUACAAAUGGCCUACAAUAAACUGGCGAAAGCUGGAGAACCAGGCUUUGAGCGUGUAACCGAGUAUCCUCUCAAUCCUAAAGCCGUAUCACUGGGUGAGCUCUACGGUGAAUUCGACUUGGCAGCUGGAGAGUGGUCAGAUGGAGUGCUAUCGUCGCUAAUGAGAAUGACUUGUGCAGAUGACAAGCUAGAGCAGAAGUGGAUAAUUUUUGAUGGACCUGUGGACACGCUCUGGAUAGAGAGCAUGAACAGCGUAAUGGAUGACAACAAAGUACUCACACUCAUCAAUGGAGAACGUAUAUCUUUGGUAGAACAGGUGAUUCGUUUGCAAUAA